Caenorhabditis auriculariae is the source of this 6417-nucleotide messenger RNA. Lineage: Eukaryota; Metazoa; Nematoda; Chromadorea; Rhabditida; Rhabditidae. The record is from the annotation of a GenBank genome assembly.
AUGCUAGAUACCACUGCGGUGCAGUCUCCGCCUCGAAGGCAACGAACGCUUCAAAAGCUUGUCGUGUUUGGAGAUGACGCCAAUAACUACAAGGACAUUUUUGCAUCAUUGCAGGUUUUUUUUGCUUUUGGGAUUGUGUUAAUGAAGAUUUUUGAGCAAAGAAACGUGGCAACAACUUUUCUGAAAAGUUUCGAUGAUUUCAAGGGCGAAUUGGACGACGUCACGUUCUUCUGCGGCAAUUUCAAUACGCCGCUGUUCAACAUCAUAAAUAAACAACAGGUUCACACGAUAUUAUUUUUAUUUUUUUAUGAUUUCUUUUCAGGUUAACAAUUUGGAAGCCCCGAGUCAACUAGUCGUUGUGGGUCCCGCGGUACUUCGGCACCGAUUGGCCAAGAAAAUGGUUGCGAUUUUUGAAGUAUAUAUUCAGGUAAAACUUUGGGUUUUGCAGGAACUAAUGACUCUUCGACCUUGCCGACCUUUGUACUGUGAAAUCAUGAGAAACGUGACAAUGGUUAUAUCGCCCGAGGUUUUUUCACACAUUUUUCAGAAAAGAAUGAAAAUUUGAUUUUGAGGUUCUGAAUAAGCGUGAGAUUGUUGACCUGGUUCAUUACAUGGGAGGAAGUGUGCGGAAAGAGGUUUGGAUUUUUAUUUAAUUCGAGAUAGAAAAUAGCAAGUUUUGCAGCCAGUUUCCAAAACGAAUGUUUUGAUUGCAGCUCGGGCUUGUGGACGUUUAUACGGGGUAUCUUUUGUUGAUUAUUCAAAAUUGUCGCCAAUAUGGUUUUUUGAAUCAAUUCGAAUUUGAGGCGAUGUCUUUACUGGGACAGCCGAUUCUGCGUUCGGAUUGGGUCAACCACUGCUGGAGUCAGAGGGACAACGCCGAUUUCGACGUCUUCAACGAGGAAUUGGCGAGUUUUGUUGAAAAAAAAAUUAUAAAAUCGGUAAAGAUAUUAUUUUAACUUCAUUUUUUUUUCAGUUGAAGCAAUUUCGAAUAGCCGUUUUCGAAGGUCUGCAUAUAUUUUUCCACGGAUUCAGACAAAAAGAAGUUGAUGAUAUGGCCAAGCAUCUUCAAGACAACAGUUCGUUUCGGAAUUUUCCUUAUGAGCUUUUUAGGUCUUUUCUAAAGUAUGCAUUAUUGAUUUAGUAUAAAUUGGAGCAAAAUAUUGUGAUCUAUUUUUUUCGAACUACUUUUUAAGUAGAAGUUUUUUUAAACGAGAUUUUUGAGACAAUCGAAAGAAAGAAAGUUUUUCAUGAAUAGUUGAUAAUUUAAGAAGGAAAAAUGGUGAAGCAGACGAACGAGGCGACGCACGUCGUCUACAACAGCGACGCGAUGGAACUCGAGCCGUUGCCGGCUUCUGGACACCUGCUUCACGUCACUCAGGAGGUAACCAGAAGACGUCGACGUUUUCUGAAUCCCUUUUUCAGUGGUUUUGGGUCAGUCUCCACAUGGGCAAGUGCGCACGCGAGGACAGUUAUGCUCUGCCGACGAGAAAUCUCAAGAAAAAGGUUUGUUCUUCAGAUGUGGUGUCCUGGAGAGAUCCCGAAGCAAAAGAGCCUAAAAAAAGGGUCUUCGGGCUUUCAUUUGGGAUAAGAGAAGGUAGAGAAUAAACGAAGGAAGAUAAUUGAUCUUUCAGAAAAAUUUGAAAAAGAAAUUUUUCGUGCUCUGUUCAUCACUAAUUUUUUUCGAUUUAAUUUUCUGGCGUUGAUUCAGAAUAAUAAAACUUCAGAACGAAUGAAAUUUAGAAAAAAACAGUUCAGAGAAAACUAUCAUCUGCACGAAUUUUUCGAAAUUCGUAUCUUAAAUUCAGUUUGUACAGAUAUUGCCAAUGAGCGAUCUUCUAAAGCUUGAAAAAAAGGUUUUUGGAAUUUGGAUUAAAAUCUAAAUUCCUCGCGUCUUUAUUGGAAUGGCAUUUCUUCAAAAUGUCUUUCGACUCCGAGAACAGAAAGUUUGGAAUUAUCUUCAAAAUUUCAUGAAAUGGGUUGAGAUCGUAUGCGGCUCCUCCAUGAACAGUCCCGCGGGAAAGUUGGCCUUGUCCAAAUCGGCUUCUUCUGUCCGGGAGUACGGCGACGACGUCGUUUCCUCCUUGAAUGGUUUUCUUUUUUUUUUCGAAUAAAAAUAAAACAACUUGUCGUGUUCUCUAGCCACUCCCGACUACAUUUACUCGAAUGAUGAAAUGGAGAAGAUGGGAAGAUCGCCCAGACCAACUUCUAAACGACUUCAGGUUUCUUUUUAAUCGGAAUUAACGUGUCUUUUCUCAUUAUUUCUUUUUAUUUUGGCAUGUUCAAUAGGCGGAAAGCAGUUUUUUCUCCAUUUUAUUUUCACAUUCUCAUCAUUUUCUACUUCAGGUUUGUAUGGAGAUGGCGGAAACGGAGAACAAUUACCUCAACGCCCUGAAACUUUUACUGAAAGUUGGUUUUCACUAGAAUUUCAUUGGAACUUGCGAUUUUACCAGUUCAAAGCUGCUCUCGAGCAUGAGGUUUCGCAGAACGAGUUCAUGAAGAAAACGGACAUUGCGCUGAUGUUUGGAAAACUCGAACCUAUCGUCGAGGUCUGUCUGGACUCAAAAGAAAAUUUUUUUCCAACUCAUCCUAAACCCAAAUGGCGCAGAACAAGUCUGCGCCUAAUAAAGGCUCUUAAGAUCCGAGAAAUUGGCUCUUAACAACUUUUGAAACUCAAAAAAUGGUGUCAAAUUUUUCAUUCCCACAAGGGGAGAAUAAUUCUUCAUGGUUUUCAAAAGCUAUUCUGAAAAAAAUUGUGUAAAUUCAACUAUUCUAUCAUUACGGUAAUUGGAAACAUUCAUUCGAGGUAAAAAAAAAGAGAGUCUCUGAAAAAAGUUUCUGUUUCCUUUGUUCGCUCUCAUAUCAACUCAUAAAAAGCUUUCCCUUAGUUUUUCCUUCUAUUCAAGAAGAUUGUCAUCCGGUAGUUGAUCCCAAAAGAGGAAAAUAAGAUCCCAAACUCCUGUUGAUCUCGAUGAUGUUUGAGGUGCACGGAAGGAUAUCGGAGAAGUUGAACGCGAUGGUGGCCGAAGCGACGUCGGCCGCGGCGUCUGGCCAUUCGAAGAAGUCCGACGAGAAAAACCUGGACCCGGCAGCGGUCGGGCCAUUCCUCAGAUGCGGCCCAACUCUUCUUCUUUCCAGGUUUGGGUCGAGGCGAAAGAGGAGAUGAUCCGCGUCUACCCUCCCUACCUCAACCUCUACGACAACGCCAAGAAGCUCUUCGACACGAUCGACCGCGAAAACGCCAAGUUCCACGCGUUUUGCAAGGUCCACCGGAACUUGACCUACCUCGAAACUUUUCCAUUUCCAGGCAAAAGAGAGCAACCCGGACUUCAAGAGACAAAAAGUAGUCGAUAUUCUUGUGCGGCCAGUUCAGCGACUUCCUUCUGUUAUCCUUCUUUUGAGAGGUUUUCAUUCCCAUCCGAUAAAAAUAAACAUUUUUUUGUGCAGAAGUCGGGAAGAAAUCCGAGUCGUCGAGGAUGAAAUUGAGCUCUGAUGAAGCGGUUAAGGUGAUCGACGAAGUUUUGAAGUGAGAGAAUCUUUAUUUCGUCUUUUUUGAUGGCUACGAUUUUUUCAGGAUCGCUAAUAAAACUCGAGAACGGAACGAUCAUCUUAUCAGCCACAUGAACAAGUUCACCGACAUUGAGAAUGUUCCUGUGAGUCGAUUCCAAAAGAAAAUGCAAUUUUUUAUGCAAACAUUUUAAUUUUUUUUUUAUGCAAAAAUUUUGAUUUUUACGCAGAUUAUCGAGGGAACGUUCUAGAUAGCAACCAACAAAAUUCCCCCAAUCGUAAAAAUCAUUUUUGGUUAUUAACAUGAAGUACUUUUGCGAGAAAAACCUUUCUCUCCUUUUUCAGUCAAUAAAAAAUUCUUCAGAUUCAUCUGAUGGCCGCCAACCGGAUGUUCAUCCGCGACAUCAACAUCGUUCCUGUCGCCAGCACGGCUCCGAAACUCCUGAAAGACUGCAAAAUGAAGCUUUUCCUGUUUCACGACGUCCUUUUGGUCUUUUGACCUCACUUUCUUCGAAUUUCGAUCCGUUUUUCAGGUGACAAAGAUCAGGCAGGACAAAGGAACGAUGCAGCGACUGGCCCGACACGCCUCCUUCGCCAGUCUACAUGCCAGAGCCCGAAGACCGUGAGUAGUGACGUCAUAUGAGUUUCUGAAAUUGCAUUUUCGAGUUGGAGGAGGCUUUACAUUGAUAUGUUCACUACAUAGAUUUUAGCAUAAUUACUCCGAAUAGAUUCGAGGUUGCGUCUAUUGAAAUCAACUUGCUGACCUCAAUGAAGCCGCAGAAACUGACCAUUUUUGCAAGAAAACUGAAUAUUGUCUUUUUUCAUGGGAAUUUUAUGAUUUAUCGACCUCUGCGUCUUCAAAAAAGCACGCUUGUAAUAACAUAUCCGAUUCAUCAAAAAAUUCGAGAGUGGAUAUUUCAGGGUCUUUGUCUAGUACAUCAAGAAGUAUUUCGGUUAGUUUUCAGAAAACACAAUCAGUAAAAGAGUUUGACCUUAUUAGUUCACCUGUCUUGAUAAUAGGGUUUAUUUAUUUUUCAAACUGUGCCCUCUUGCUGCUUUUUCCUGAAGUUUUGACGAGCAUUUUUUCAGUUACAAAUACGUGGACCAACUUCCGUUGGCGUCGUUACGCAGCGCCUGCCGAAUAAGGCCUCCGUUAGAUUUCUGCCAAGAUCCGGCCCUCGGCGGUAAAAGAGACCCGCUCCUCCCAUCUUUCUGAUUCUGUCCGUUCCAGAGCCCGUGUUGUGGCUGAUCACCCACCGGGACAACUUGGACCAUCAGUGGGUCAUCGAGUCGAAAGACGACGAGAGCAUGCGCGAGUUCAUGGACGACAUACACAUGAAGGUGAGUCGCUGAAAAUCCGAAUCGAGAUUUCGCGGGAAGUAGGCCGCUGGCUUCAGAUUUUAAUGUCAAGACUUCGUUGAAGCUCCGCCCUAAUGUCGCGAUAAAUCAAUCAGACAGCGAUACAGCCACAGAGCGUUUUCGAAUGACGUCAUUGUAUUUGACAUUCAAAAUCUAAACGCUAAAUAACGUCUCAAUCAAUUCAUUGAGUAUUUACAAUUCUUCCGGAUUAAAAAAAGUUGGGUAUAUUAACAUGGGUGAAGCGUUGCGUACGCGAAGCGGCUAUCUGACGGAAAAAGAAAAAUUUAAAAAUACAUAAAUAAAGAAAAAAUUAAUCUUUUUGUUUACGCUGAAUCGACCCAUCUCGGCUUUCAAGUCGGGAAAAAAGGACUAUGUUUGCCUUUUUCUCAUUUUCAACAUUCCAUUGACGUUCCGGGUUUGAGGUGUUGAGCGAAUAUGGCCGGUACUUCAUGUCGUGUUCUGAGGAGACGGCUAAUUCCAUUUUCGAGAGCGACAUCGCAGACGCAGUUACACGCUAUUUCAAACGGUAAGUUACUUUUUCCGGCUUUUUUCGCAAAAUCAAGUUUUGCAGACAAAUGCCGGUGUCGAACGCCAACAUGACGAUGGUCGAAAGGACUCCACGAGGAGUCAGUUCAUUUUCAUAAUAGAUAAUUUGAAUUAUUUUGAAACGAGAAAUGGGGAGUUUACUGUUGAGGUUGAAACAUGAGCUCCUCUAGAUUAACAGAAAACAUUUUUCAAUUCCAAAUAACUUCAGACGUUAAUGUUGAUUAAGGACUGGUCCCAGGCGAGCAGCAUCAACGACUCGACGUUCAGCACGGCGACGCAUCAGUCGCAGCAGAGCAAGAUGCGGCGAGCCUUCAGCAAUGCCCAGCUCCAAAUCGCGACCACUUUCGGCUUCGGUCGCGCCCAAAGUCGCGUGAAUCUUGGCCAAAUAAGUCUGCGACUCGGUUCAUUUUCGGUGCGGCAAGACGAUUUUUCAGGCGAGACGUCAGUCUGUCAGACGCCGCGAGCCGUCGCCUCCUCUUCCACUGAAAGCGCCGCCAAUUCCACCAUCUCUGCGACGCCAAAACGAGGGUUACGGUCGGAUUUUUGUUUUGUUUUUUUGAACAAAAGCCUUUUUUUCAAAUAACUGUACACAAAAUUUUUUGAAAGUAUAGUCUAAUCUACAUUUUUAUUUUUUGAUUUUAAAAUCUUGAUCAUAUAUCCAUUUUGCCUUAUAUUAAUAUUUUUUUCUCUUGAACUCCCAGUUCAAAAGUUGCUGUAGAGGACCAUAGUGGGAAAAGUUAUCUUUCAAAUUUUUUUAAAAAAAACAUUCUGGCAAAAAAAGAUUUUGGGAAAAAAAGUAGAACUUUUGAAAGUGUUCCUUCGGAACGCAGCAAGAGCUGGAAUUUCAGCCAGAGACUGACGUCAUCGACGUUCCUCAGCCGGACGCUCAACCGCAACACGUCGAUGCGGUGCAGCCAGGCGACGUUGCCGCCUCUCGAAGACGAGAAAGAGAAUCGGACGAUGGUGGAGAGACCGACUCACUCCGGCAGCCGCGUCACCGACGUCUGA